Adineta steineri is the source of this 801-nucleotide messenger RNA. Lineage: Eukaryota; Metazoa; Rotifera; Eurotatoria; Adinetida; Adinetidae. The record is from the annotation of a GenBank genome assembly.
AUGUCAGUCUUUCAACAUAAACAUAUUCAAGUAUCUUGUCAAGGAAUAAAUAAAUCUAUAUCAAAUUUUAAUCAUUUAACUACAGUUGCUGAUAUUAUUCAUGCAUUACUUAAUGAUCUAUCUGAAAAUGAUUAUUUAACUAUAAAUGAUUGUUGUUUAUAUAUUGAACAACAACCAUAUUUAUAUGCUUUAAAACCUACAGAUUUUAUUCAAGAUAUUCUUUCUAAUUAUUCAACAUUAGAUAUUCAUUUUAAACUAGCAUUUAAACGUACUUCUUCACCAUCACGUUUAGCUCAACGUAAAAAACUUGUUCGUACAUCAAUACAACAACCCACAUCAGUAAUAAAUCCAUAUGAACAAUUAAGAAUACAAGAAUUAUUAAUACAAAAACAACAAGAAAUAAUUAAUCAAUUAACAAAAUCAAAUGCUGAAAAUAGAAUAUCGAAUGUAAAUACAAGACAAUCACGUCAAGAUGAAUAUUAUCAAGCUGUUAAUCGUGAAGAUACAAGUCGAUCAUUAUCACGCGUACGAUUUCGUCUAUCAACAGUAACUCGAAAACAUGAAAUAUCAUCACCAUCAACAAUCGAAGUGAAAAGUAUUUUAAAAAAAUCAUCAAUUCAACGAAGUUCAAGUGUUGAUCGUGAUAUUGAUCAAUUAAUAUUACUUCAACCAGGAGAAAAUAGUUUUUGUACAUCCGAUGAUGAUAAUCUAUCUGAACAAAGUACAACAGAUUCAUGUUUAGGUUCACUAUCAUCAAAUGAAAGUGUUUAUCAUUGUCAUUCUCUAGAAACACUUGUAUGA